AAACUACACCUUUUAUAGUUUACUCUCUACUUUUGGUCGUCUUCAUCAUCUUGCAGCCUGAGUUUCAGAAAUUGAUUGAUUAAUUGAUUUCCCAGAGGUUAAUUAAUUUGGCAAAUUAAUUAAGAAAAAUGGGAUCAGGAAGCUCUCCAUGUGCCUCCUGCAAAUUGUUGAGACGUCGGUGUGCCAAAGAUUGUAUCUUUGCUCCUUAUUUUCCUCCUGAUGAUCCUCAUAAGUUUGCUAUUGUUCACAAGGUCUUUGGUGCUAGCAAUGUCAGCAAGAUGUUGCAGGAGCUCCCAGUUCACCAACGAGCCGAUGCAGUUAGCAGUCUGGUGUACGAAGCCAACGCAAGAAUGAGAGAUCCAGUUUACGGAUGUGUCGGUGCAAUUUCCUAUUUACAAAACCAAGUUUCCCAGCUGCAAAUGCAACUUGCAGUAGCUCAAGCAGAGAUCUUAUGCAUUCAGAUGCAGCAGGAGCCUGAACUGCCUACCACUCAUCAUCCAACAAUGGUGGAUUGUGAUGCGAAAUCACUGCUGUUAUCGGGCAGCAAUACGAGCGAUUUCAGUGAUCAGAUGCCACAGUUCCUGAGCUACACUUCUUCUAAUAAUAAUGUUAUCCAGGACCCUCUAAAAAGAGAGUCUCUUUGGACAUAAAUCUUCCAUCUACUUUCCCCUUUGUGAUCCUCCUCUCCCUUGUGUUAAGUUAGAUCUCAGUUUUUAGCUAGUUUUGUUGGAUUUCUGUUUCUGGGGUUUUCACCAACUGCUUUUGUUUAUUAAUAUAUUGCUUUUGGUGCUUAA
This is a messenger RNA of Cynara cardunculus var. scolymus (artichoke), 794 nucleotides long. Its product is annotated as LOB domain-containing protein 12. The transcript is spliced from 2 exons. The record is from RefSeq and is a predicted model, not a curated record. Bases 129 to 650 code for a protein of 173 amino acids. NCBI's taxonomy places the organism in Eukaryota, Viridiplantae, Streptophyta, Magnoliopsida, Asterales, Asteraceae.